AUGAAGUUCUCCCUCGCAGUCAUGGCCACCUCCCUCUUCAUCGCCACAGGCAUGGCGAUGCCGAUUCCUUCCACCAGCAAGGCACCCCGCAUGGACGGGGCGGAUCUCUUCAGCGCGAUUGCCAGCAUGGGCGGGCUGGACGGGGUGCUCAAGAGUAUCCAAAUUAGUAGCCCCGUGGGCAAUCCAUUGGCUGAUCCUCUGGCUGAGUAA
This is a messenger RNA of Aspergillus saccharolyticus JOP 1030-1, 210 nucleotides long. RefSeq lists its product as uncharacterized. Bases 1 to 210 code for a protein of 69 amino acids. The record is from RefSeq and is a predicted model, not a curated record. Lineage: Eukaryota; Fungi; Ascomycota; Eurotiomycetes; Eurotiales; Aspergillaceae. The transcript has 2 exons.